Molecule: messenger RNA, 2214 nt
Organism: Pygocentrus nattereri (red-bellied piranha)
Lineage: Eukaryota; Metazoa; Chordata; Actinopteri; Characiformes; Serrasalmidae
Gene: klf6a
Product: Kruppel-like factor 6a
Exons: 4
Coding region: 375-1244 (289 amino acids)
Biological process (GO): regulation of transcription by RNA polymerase II
Molecular function (GO): DNA-binding transcription factor activity, RNA polymerase II-specific; RNA polymerase II cis-regulatory region sequence-specific DNA binding
Source: RefSeq, a predicted model, not a curated record
AAGUUUGACAGAGCGCUGCUCUUCUUCCAGCUGAAGUUCAGCGUCGCUGCUGUGGCGGCCAAUGUGAAUGAGAGAGUGAGCGAGUGAGCGAGAGAGCGAGUGUGCGAGAGAGAGAGAGAGAGAGAGAGAGAGGGAGGGAGCGAUCUCCACAACACACACGCGCGCACGCACGCACUCUCAGCGGAGCGACGCUUCUUCACCGCUUUCUGCUUUGCUGUUGCAUGUGCAAGACAGACGCGCGUACGAGACGACGCGAGUCAAACACCGUGGUGUUGACAGGAGGGCACGACUAGAGAACGGGAGAGAGAGAGAAGAUCUCACAACUUCUUCCAGCGCGUUUUUUUCUUUCUCCCUUUUUCGGGUGGGAUUUUGCCAUGGAUGUGCUACCGAUGUGCAGCAUCUUUCAGGAGCUUCAGAUUGUCCACGACACGGGCUAUUUCUCAGCCUUGCCCUCGCUGGAGGAAUACUGGCAACAGACCUGCUUGGAGUUGGAGCGCUACCUGCAGAGUGAACCUUACGUCUCUGCGUCCGACCUGAAGUUUGAGAGCCAAGAGGACCUCUGGAGCAAACUGAUCCUGGCAUGCGGGGACUCAAAGGGCGACCUGGACUCAAAUGGAAACCUUGCACGGGUCAAGGAGGACCCAGACAAUCAGGACAGCCAGGCCCUGGAGACCAACAGCGUCAACUCAGAUGCCAGCAGCGAGGCUUCGGACAGCUCUGAGGAGCUCUCGCCCACUCACAGCUUUAGCUCCAACCCGCUGGGCUCGGUGCUGGCCGAGACGGGACACUUGGGUUCGUCCAUCAUCGCCACUCCUCCAUCCUCUCCGGAGGCACUGCAGGAGCCCAGCGUGGCACAGGUUUGGGGGUCCAUACAGACUGAACUGUCCCUGCCCGUCAAGAUCAGACAUGGGGGCAUGGCCAAGGUUUCGGGCACGGAUAAGUCGGGUUCGGCCGGAGGGGACGCGUCUCCGGACGGGAGGAGGCGAGUGCACCGGUGUCACUUCAACGGCUGCCGGAAAGUUUACACAAAGAGCUCUCAUUUAAAAGCACAUCAGCGCACUCACACAGGUGAGAAGCCGUACAGGUGUUCAUGGGAAGGCUGUGAGUGGCGUUUUGCGCGCAGCGAUGAGCUAACCCGGCACUUCAGGAAGCACACGGGUGCAAAGCCAUUUAAAUGCAGUCACUGUGACAGGUGUUUCUCCAGGUCAGACCACCUGGCCCUGCACAUGAAGAGGCACCUCUAAAGCAGGUUGUGUCCGUGCGCCGUGUGGGGAUAUGUUCAUUUGUAUCCUAACCAGCCUCCUGGUUGACCUGCCCUUUUGUUUAAGGGAGGGUAGUGGAGUGUUCCAGCCAAAGCAUGCCAUUUUGCACCGAAUCCUGUGCCUCCGGGUCCCUCGGGAGAAAGGCCUACUGACUGGUUGUGGAAAAAAAAAAAGAAAAGAGAAGAGGACAAGACAAAAUCAUGCGCGAAGAUGCGAUAAAUGAAGGACUUUAAAAAAAAAAAAAAAAAAAAGAAUAUUUACAAAAAAGAGGGGAAAAAAUAUCAGACAAAAACAACAAACGAAUGAAUGAAUGGUGUGUGCUGUAUGGUGCAUGUUUUGGGACAACUCCUGGACAACCAAUACACUGGUACUUAUUAAAAAAAAGCCUGUCUGAGGGUGAACGAAUGCGGUCGCUGAGUGUGAGGGUGACUGGUGCGUGAGUUGAGGAAAAGGCUGGGAUGGGGGGCUACCAGUGUGUCGCUGCAGACUGAGUGGUGUUGGGGGGAAAUCAAGUUCCGUUUUUUGUUCUGUGAGGGGGGAAAAAUGUGUCUGCUUGUCAGUGUGGAAGCAGGGACUCUUGCCAAACUCCCCCAGGCUCUGUAUCACAAAGGGGACAAGGAGGUUUUGGUUACGUCUAAACCCACCCACCCGUACAAAACUCCCUUUUUAAAGGGUCUGCAGAGUUCCCGGCCCUGAAUGAAAGUGGCUUUUUGGUGUUUGGUGCAGCUACUAAAUGUGCAAUGUGUUCAGUAGCUUGUUUUCUCGACAAGCUACAAAAAAGCUCUUUUGUUGUCCAUUGUAUAAGCUGUGUGCUUAGAGAUAAAAACACAAAAACUAUAACUUCACUAUCAUAGACAGGUGUUGCAUGGUAUUAGGGUUUGUACUCCUUUUUUUCCUGUUCUUUGUUAUCAGGACUGCUAAUAGAUUCCAAUAAAGUGCAGCUAAAUACGAA